GAAUGUGGAAUGACAUAAUUUCAAAUAUUUUAACAAAAGAUUAGUGUUCUGCAUUAAAGUUUACAUUGAGCUGUAAAAUGAGCCUAUCAAAUGACAACAACCCACUGCCAUAAACGGGCUUACUAGCUAUAGCCGAAUUAGUCUGUUAGUAGGCUACUUUAGGUGUUUCUGCCAUAUCUGACAUUUAGUUAUACACUCGACAUUAAUUCUGGUUUUUUUACUCUGAGGGCAUUUUCUGUAUGAGGGCCACCGCACUGCGAGUCCAUAUUGGACAAAUUGAAAUGUUACAGAUCAUAACCGUUAAAAACAAUUUUGCACGCUUCGUUUAUUAACGAUUUAAGAGCACUUUAACGGCUGAAUUCAGGGCUCGCGCCGUCAGCUGUUGGGCGCCCGCAGGGGUCGCCGGGUUAAAACAAUAAGCGUCGCGCUGAUUGAAAACUGCAAUCAGCGCAUUAACUGUGUGUGUCCGCAAAAAAAAAAGCAGUCACGGAACCAUAUUGCAAUCAAAUGUCCAACUUUAGGCUAUCAUAUUGUUUUCAAACUCAAAGGUGAAAAGACAGAUGGGGCAUAGAUACGCCUUUGCCUUUAGCUUAUGUUAUAUUUAUGUAAGAUUGACAUAUUGUGUUUUUGUGUUGUGAAGCCUAUGUUAACGUGCAAGUUGUCGUAGGCAAUUUUUUUAAUUGAAAAAACUAAAUGUGAAUAAUAAUUUUGCACAUACCUGGUGUAGGCUACCCAACUUUAUAUAAAUAAAUAAACAAUUCAAUAAAAAAAUACUGGGUUUUUACAACUAACGUUUAGUUUAGUUUAGUUUAGGUGGUGUGGAAGUUAAUAUCGUAUUAGGAAUAUGGACAGUUGUGGUGAGCAUGUGUGCAAUUAAGCGAAGAGAUUUUGACUAAUGUAUUUAUUUAAGCGUCUCAUAUACCUUAUAUAAGUUCUGUCCGAUGCCAUAGUUGUCAAUACUGCAGCUGAGCUUGUUACUAACCGUUGGUUCUCCUGGAGACCAGUCCGCGUACUGGCCGUAAUUUAAACCCACCAGUGCACCCCAGGCUGCCAUAUGCGGAGUGUGUCUAAUUCACUUAAUGAAGCUUCGGUUUCUUUUGUAAUGACAUCAGAUUUGAAGACCCUUCGGUCCUUUGAGCCUCCUCCCCUUCACGUCGCUAGCAGCAAUCCUAUUGGCUGUUGUGAGGCAGGCAUUAAAGGAGCGAUAUUGUCCCGUACACUUGCGACCGGGUUGCUGGGGUCCACUAUAAAACGCUAGCGUCACCCCCGGCGUGCCAGACUUGCUGUCAUUACUGAUCUGGAAUAACAAGUCGACAGUGACACUUAUCCUCAUCGCCCUCACUUGAUCUUGACUCUUCAACUCAAGAAAGAAACUUCAGCGCCAAAAACGAUGGACUCCGAUACAAGCCGAGUAUCCAGCCGGCCAUCCUCCCCCGAAGCGGAAGAUAUUUUCCUCGCCAUGAAGAAGUCGGUCGGGUUUGCUGGCGCUGUGUCAUCCACACAGAGCGACUCAGGGCUCAGCAUGGACCUCCGGGAGAUGUCUAGCGCGGAUGAAGAGUUGAUCGCCCUGAAGAUGCAGUACAAGAAAGAUCGUAAACUGAUGUCCGAGAACGAGCUGCAGUCCAUGCGCCUAAAGAUUAACAGCCGCGAGAGGAAACGCAUGCAUGACCUCAACAUCGCCAUGGACGGGUUGCGCGAGGUGAUGCCCUAUGCUCACGGGCCCUCCGUGCGCAAACUCUCCAAGAUCGCCACCCUACUUCUAGCGCGAAAUUACAUCCUCAUGCUGAGCAGCUCCCUGGAAGAGAUGAAGCGGCUGGUGAGUGAGAUAUACGGAGGAGGCGCCGCCGCUGCGCACCAUGCGGGGUUCCACCCUUCUGCUUGUGGGGGCCUGGCACACACUGCGGGCCCCUUACCGACUCACCCUGCGGUCUCUCACGCCUCUCACCCAGUCCAUCACCCUCUUCUCCCUCCCGUGUCUACGGCCGCUUCACUUUCUGCUCAAGGUCUCUCAGCAGUCAGAUCCCACCAUGGACUUCUGAAGGCGCCAUCAGCCGCGGCGGGCCACCUCGGUUCCGUGACCAGCUUCCAGCACUGGGGCGCCGGGAUGCCCUGUCCAUGCAGCAUGUGUCAGGUGCACCCUCCACACGUGUCUAUGAGCACCACAAGUCUGGCGCGGCUCACAUCCGACUCCAAAUAAGUUGUGAACUUUUCAUGUCCUCAGCGGCCAAGAGGAAUGGACAGACAUAAUAAAAAAAAACAAUCUGUUGCUCUGAUCACGGCCAGUGUCGAAGGAUCAGACUGAACUGUAUGGACCCGAGAACAAUAUUUACAAUGAAACUUGGAUAAGCGCCUCUAACAUAGAUUUUUCUAACUUUUCUUCAAAAUAGUUCCAUUGUUAUUAUUGUGAUACUUUCAUAUGCUGUCUUUGAAAUAGCAAAAAUAUAAUUUCCAAAGUGGUGGAAUGAGAUCCCAUGACUUACCGAAUGGAAAAACGAUAUUGUGUAGCAUAGUCAGAAUUAUAUUUAAAAGUCGAUUACCGGUGUUAGAUCCAUUUGAAUGGUGCUUAAUUUAUUUAGGCUUUGAAAAGUUUCAAUCGGGCAUUUGGGAAAACGAUCUAAAUUCAAUGCUCGGUUAUAAAUACGUGGACAUUACAUUAUACCUGUAAAUAUGUAGAUUCAGAAUUGUGUUUAUAGAACGACAGAUUUUAUAUUAGACACAUUGGCUAAAUGGUAGGGUCAACACCAACAGCACUGGCUCUAUAUGUUUCCUAAGUCAUAUUCUCUCUGGCACAAUUUCUUGCUUCAUCUUCUUUAGGAUUCCUCCAUGGUCUCUUCCUUUACUAGUAUCUUUAGGAAAUAAAUCUUUGUCUUAACCUUUCCUCUCUCUCUCUCUCUCCCCGGCAUUUCGUUUCACUGUCUCUGCCCGACGAAAAGAAUGAUCACGUCUUUAUUUUUUAUAUAAAAGUGCUAAAUGAUAUUUAUUUACUUAUUUUCGAUUGAACCGAAAAUGAAUGAACGGCGAAUUAUGUUGAAUUGAAAUGUGAAAUAAAAGUUUUACCUGGAAAA
Molecule: messenger RNA, 3065 nt
Organism: Clupea harengus (Atlantic herring)
Lineage: Eukaryota; Metazoa; Chordata; Actinopteri; Clupeiformes; Clupeidae
Gene: olig2
Product: oligodendrocyte lineage transcription factor 2
Biological process (GO): neuron differentiation; positive regulation of transcription by RNA polymerase II; oligodendrocyte cell fate specification
Cellular component (GO): nucleus
Molecular function (GO): DNA-binding transcription factor activity, RNA polymerase II-specific; E-box binding; protein dimerization activity
Source: RefSeq, a predicted model, not a curated record